This is a messenger RNA of Fusarium poae, 774 nucleotides long. RefSeq lists its product as uncharacterized. Bases 1 to 774 code for a protein of 257 amino acids. The record is from RefSeq and is a predicted model, not a curated record. Lineage: Eukaryota; Fungi; Ascomycota; Sordariomycetes; Hypocreales; Nectriaceae. The transcript has 2 exons.
AUGCACAUUGAAUUGAUCGUCACCCUGGAUUCAGACCGACCAGCCAAGCGCGUGGAUCAUGGCCAUGGUGUCACGCCAGCUACUAGCGAUGAUCAUAUGAUGCAAGACGAAGACGUAGCGUAUAAUCCAUCUAACAAGAAGAGAAACAUCGAAGAGAUGAGUGGACAGGCUGAACCUGCUUCAGACCGACCAGCCAAGCGCAUGUAUCAUGGCUAUAAUGCCAUGCAGGCUAUUAGUGAUGAUCAUAUGAUGCGAGACGAAGCACAACCAAUCCAAGAAUUGGAUGAGGAGACAUCGGGGUACGCGGAACGAGUUAGAAACUAUCAAUUCCGUUUAACGUCUAAAAUCGACGAGAAACUAUACAACGAAUUCAAGGAAGCCUUUGAAACAGGUGGCAUGACUUUGGCGAAAGUCAUUCAUGACUCUCCACAACACGUUCGAUUGUGGGCUUUGAAUAUGUUAGAUACGGAAUUCAGAAGAACUAUCAUUGAUAUCAUGUCAGACAUGGAAACGAAUCGUGGACAUUUUGAUCCUGUAGGUGCUCUCCCAAAUAUCGUAACAGACUCGUUGCUCCACGAGUUUGGCAUGACAAAAACUUCUUGUGUUGUAUGCGAAGGCGGAUUUUGUAGGAGAAAGAAAAACCCUGUGGAUGUAGAGGAAGUUGUAUGGAAAGAUUGUAGACUACAUUUAAUGCAUCUUCAGUGUUUUCGUGACAAGGUCUCAGAAGGCAAGAUACCUGGCAAAGGCUUUUGCAAAUGCGUUAACUUUUUCUAG